Molecule: messenger RNA, 2136 nt
Organism: Hydatigera taeniaeformis
Lineage: Eukaryota; Metazoa; Platyhelminthes; Cestoda; Cyclophyllidea; Taeniidae
Source: the annotation of a GenBank genome assembly
AUGCUAGGAGGAUUGCAUUUCACAUCGUGGGACACCAAUCGUCCAAAGACCGCUCCCGUUACGUCGUCCCCGAUGGCGGUAAGCGAAGACGCUUGUGGUAUCCUAACAUCGGAUGACGACUUUAGUAGUACCUCCAUUAAGCGAAAUCCCUUUGUAAAUGAAACACUCCAAAGCAUUUCCACUAAAGCUGGCAUGUCAAAUACUGCCCAAGCUGGUAAUUGGAACCCGUUUCUUAUGGAAAUGUCAGGCAAAUCACCGUUAUCGAAGAAUCAAACAACAGCUACUGAAAUUCGAUUUUCGCAUAUCGGUAAUCCGAGGGUCAUAGAGACCAGCUUACUAGAUUGCCCGGAACAUAAUAAGCCCUCAAUUUCAAUUCCAGACAAUGAAGUAAUCGAGACAUACAAAGUGGAAGAAUAUCUAGACACCGAGCCGGCUCACAGCUUAUCGGAUGCAGAGAAAUCGGCAGCAAACACAAUUAGAAGCAUUAACGAGGUCAACAAAGAAGAGAAUGGAUGUAAACUUUUGAUUGGGAAGCUCCAGAGCGACAUUCCUCAGUCAUUUAGAUCAGCCUCAAAGAAUAUGACCUCCCCCUUGCUUAAACUAAAUGGAGCCAUCCAGUUAAGUAGUUUUUCAGAGGGUUCAGCAGAAAUUGAAAUUAAUAAUGAUGAUCAGGGCGUCAACAAAGAAGUAGAAGACCAAAAUGUCCAGGAAGGAAUUCACAGCACAACUGCCGAAGCCAGUGUAUUAAAAGGGUUUUCUAACAUCUCCCCUGCCAGGAGUUCUACGCUUCAGUUGAAUGUUCCGAAGGUAUCAACCAUUAAUGGGCUGGUCGGUGAGAAAGCAGAGGCUGGUAUUUCAAGAACUUCUAAUCGAUUUACCUUUUCUGAUGCAUUGCUUACGGGAGAAGAAAAUGGCGCGAAAUUCCAACCUCCAUUUAUUGCAGUUCCAAAGGACUGUGCUGUGCUAGUGAUCGGUCCGAAUAAAUUACUAACUUCGUUACAAUCAAAUGUCAUCCAACACUUAAAGCAAGAUUCAGUGAGUCAAGACUUGGGAGGUGGUCCUUAUAGCGCUCCGCUAGAAAAUGGCGCGGAUACACUUGCUGAGUCCUCUAUGUCUAAUCCACGAAGCUCUUCCAUGUUUAUAAUCCAAAGAAAUGAAGGAGAUAACUCCUUAGAUCAAAAAAAAAUCCUUGAAACCAAUGAGGGUCCUAUGUCAAAACUACUUGAAGGCAGUGGUAAUUACCCAAGGACGGAAAUCGGUGGAUCAAAGGCAUCAUCUGCUUGCCUUGCGUCUUCACCAGAGAAGCCAACGAUAACCAUGGCGACCACCUAUCCACAAGCCAAUCGUGAAAAAAAAGGUACAGUAGCGGGAGAAGGAAUUCAAUGCGUCUCAACAGUAGGCAGCAGCUACUUCAAACCCAUUUCCGCAUCAACCUCACUCCAAAGAACAAAAGAGGAGCCCCAAUACACUUCAUUAAAACUAGAAAGGAAAAUUCCAGACACUUUGGAUGCUUCAACAUCAAAAAAUCCGUCAGUUUUAUCAGUCUAUAAUCGGGACGGAAUAGAAAGAGGAUCCUUGAUUCCAGGAUUCGGUCCUAUGGGACCCGAAUCAAAGACACCCAUAAAGCUGCCAUUCGCACCAAUAAGAGAACCAAAUGUAACCUCUAUGGCCUUUAGCGGUUCACAAUUUGGCGGACUUCAUCGACAGAUCGGUGAGAGCCAAGGAGGUAGUAGGACUUACACCAAACUCACGUCCAAGCUCUCCAGCUCCAUUUCUGCGAGGAGUUCCAAAAACAAUCGAUGCAAACUGGCGCAUUGCGAAGGUUCAAGAAGGCCUUUGUCCCCAUCAAGUUUCCAGAUAGGGGAAAGGGAUGAUUUUACCCCACUUGCGAGUCAGAAGUGUCGACCGUGUCGAUUGAUUGUUGCGCAUCAUACGCGGUCAUCCCUCCUCCACCGCAACGUUCCAGUAUUCGAUUUUGGGGCGGUGGAUCCCGAGAUCUAUAUGUCGUUCACAGACAAUGAAGACAAAAAAAGGAGCGUGGUACGGUAUUGGGAUAAAAUUUUUGGCUGUUCCUCUAACAAGGCGGGAGAGCAGUGCAACAAGGUCUCUGAGAUGCUAUUACCUCCUUCAAAGUAG